AUGGUUUGCAGUGCGGCUGCUGAGCCGGCUUCCGACGGGGCUGCCUCCGAUCUUGUAGGUUCAGAGCCCAGUAGUGGGGGUGAAGAGGAAAUCAUCAUACCCGAGGAUGAUCAAGAGAUCGAGCAGCUGAAGGACAUCUUGGAUGAAUGGUGUCGUGGACGUCCAGAUGGGAGUGAGAUUUCUAGGGCUGCCAUCUUACGGACGGAAAAGGUGCAAAUCUUGAAAGAUAUUUUGGCCAGCUGGGAUGACGACGGGGAGUCGGAUGCGAGUGAGCUAUCCGAUUCGGCCCCAUCCGAUAGCGCAGACGAUGGCUCGGAUGCUGCAUCUGUCGGGGGAGAUGAAGAGAUCUUGCCGGAAGGUGAGCCCGAGCCGGAGCCGAAUGAGUCCAAGAUCAGGAAGACCCGACCACCUGUGCCAGUUUUCGAGGCGGCAUCGACAGUGGUCCUGGGGACAGCUGCUGUGGAGACCGAGGCAACAGGAUCGCCAGUGGAGCCGACUGCCACGAAGGAUGAGGAGCCAGUCCCGAUGGCCGAAGGACCACCAAAGGAGCUCACUGCUUUGGAGCUGCAGGAGCUGGAGCCAGAAGUUCCAAGCGACGAUGGUAUGGGUCACGGCAGAUCCAGUGA
Messenger RNA from Symbiodinium sp. CCMP2456, 626 nucleotides. The record is from the annotation of a GenBank genome assembly. NCBI's taxonomy places the organism in Eukaryota, Dinophyceae, Suessiales, Symbiodiniaceae.